UGGGUGGUGGUGGUGCAAGUGCAAGGCAGCAAAGGCCUUGAUAACAUUUGUCACGUAUAUGUGUAUCAACAAAUGCAACGCUCUUAAAAGGAACAAUGUCGAAACAAACAAGAGUGCUGGAAUUGAACAAAUGCAUUUUGUCUCGAUUAUGGUAUACAUCUUUAAAUAUUUUCCACGUAAACAAUGACAGCACGUUCUUGAAAGAAUUCCAUCACACGUGCUGUGUCGACUUGUCAGAAUUGGAAACUGUAAUUGAGAGCUUGAUACAUUCUCCGGAUGAGGAGCAAUACCAAUGGAUUGCCUACGUAUUGCUGUGGAAACUUAUAGACAGCAAAUCGUCCAAUGUUGGUUGCGAUAUACAGUGCAAUAUUCAAACGCAAUUCGAUUGUAUACAAAUGAAAAAUGCAAUUGAGAUGUGCGACAAUGUACCGGACUGUUUGCAUAAGGAAUUGUCAGUAUUUCUUCAACAACUAAACGUGGAAUGUAGUGUAAAACAUACUUCAAAUAUUAUAUUGGAACAGAUCUUUACAUUUCUGAAAGAUAACACAUAUGUCAAUGUGGAAACUGUGUGUUGGAUUAUAAACAAAUUAAUAUCUGUAGCUCCAAAUGCACACAAUGUUGUUAGCAAUUUACAAGACAUUUAUUUUUCUACUUUUAAGUCAUGCCUAGAACACAUUCCAGCCAGAAGAAACUGCUGCUUAAAUCAUACGAUAGCGAUCGAUUCCUCUUCUGAAGCUGAUUCGCCCACUCAUGGCAGCAAUCCUUUACGAGUGGUUCUACGCCUUUUGUCAAAAAUAGAUACAGAUGUGGAUAUAGAUGCACAAGUCGAAUUUUUAAAAAUAGUCUAUCCUACGCUUUCAAAAUCGCACCACGUUAAAGAUAUUGAACUUGCGUUAUAUUCGCGAAAAAAUGAGAAAAUGUUGAGCGAAUGGCUUUCACUUUGGAACAAGACACACGCGUGUCUCGAGAGCGCUACCACUUUACCCACAGCAUAUAAUAUAAGCGAAGGUAUAUUUAAAUUAGCAGAAAACUCGGAAAUUUCUUUGGGCAAACAGGACGUACUUGAGAGAACAUGUACGAGAAAAUUGCAUUGGUUAAAUGAUAUUUUGGAUAUAUGUUACAUCUUGACUACAAAGAGAAAAUAUAACCAAGUCGAAUUAUUGUUAUCGUGUGAUUUAUUACGAAGGUUAUAUCCAGUGUUGUUGUUUAAAGUAUUAAACGAUUGUCCGCGAGAAAUGAUCGAUACUAGCGAAAGCUACGACAAUGAUAUUUUUAUCUGUGAGUCCAUCAGCUUUCUCUUAGAGAAGUGUUACCCUGAUCUGCGCAACGACUAUGAUUUAAACAACUUAUAUACACUCUUAAAAAGCCACAUUAGAAUUGUAGUAUAUAUUUUCCAGUGGAAGAAGAGACAUUUUGUAAAUGCGAAAUUAGAUAGCAGAGAAUUGAAAAAUGUGCAAUCUGAUGCGACGGCGAUUGAACGGACAGUAUCUGUAAAACAGAUUUUGUCUCUUUUGCAAAAACACAAUAUACUCUUCGUCUUGAAACUCACAACAAAUAUACACGAUCAAGAUCACAGUGAUAUCCAAGAUUUGCUGAAGGACACUUCUCCGAACCAAUCUGCCAACUUCCAAGCAUAUUGUUGCAUAAUAAGCGCCUUAAAAGCUAUUUUCUUAUGUGAAUUUUACAACACGGAAUAUAAACAAGUUACUAAAUAUUUCACUGACAUGAUAUCAUACUUAUCCUCUUUAUUCCCUUUAUCGUCAAGGAUGGAGGCAAUGGAGAGUAUAUUUUCCUUAUUAUUUUUACGUUAUGAAGAUUUCAACGUUACAAAUGCCAGUUCCAAAGAUGAUGAUUGCACUAUUCGUAAGUCGGUGGAAUAUGACAAGUCAGGAUUCAUAGCUAAUAAAUAUGCUGUAAGAGACAUGCUAUAUUAUUUAUGGAGGAAUACUUUGAUUACGACAGAAGAGAUCGAUGAAUUACAAGUACUCGGAUUGCACGAAGAAAUACAACGACUUCGCGAAAAUAUGCUCACCUUUAAGUCAACAUUGAAGGACACUCGUUGGAGAUUGAAAUUCCAUAUGGGAUCUGAUUUUAUUGAGAAUGUCGGUCGUCCGCAGGACGAAUCAGAUGGUUCCUCUACUACAAAUAAAUCAGACGCUUUAGUCUCUCAAAAACCAAAUUUCCCACAUCGCGUCAAGGGAGACAGUUUUUUUUAUAAAGGGGACAGCGCUUCGGAUGAAACUAAAGUUAAGUCUGACAGUAGUUCGGACGCCGGCUUAUUGUGCGGCAAUAAACGCAGAAAGCGUUCGAAGAUCAGUACAACAACGGCGGAUUAUUUGUCAACGAGAGACAAACUGUCCUUGAUCAAUUUAAUGCUGGCUUCGAAAGAAAGUUUGAUUUUACAUUGUUUGUGGAAGGGCACGUUUCAGAAGGCACAAGAGGUAGUUGAGAUGUUCCACAUGGAAAACACACAAUUAGACGGCGAGAUUCGAUUUGCGGAAGCGCUUCACAAAUUUAAGCACAAUAUAUGUAAACACAUUUGUACUUCAGAUGCAAUCGAUUCUUCUAAAGAAAGCUCAAGAACUUGUACACUAGAGAAUAUAAAAUUUGCUGCACAAGAAGGUGUACAAUCCUCUAGAUACAUCAACCAACUUGAAACAUUUCUGGCGUCUCAACAAGUACAUUUACGAAUGUUGGAUACAAAUAUCUUACGCAGUGACGAAAUAUUAACUCUUAGCGUGCUGGAUCUAAGUUUGACUAUAGGCGAAACAUAUCAGAUCUCAAAUAAUCUAUGUGACAUAGCCAUGAAGUAUUUGAAGCUCUGUGAAACGUUUGACAGCACAGGACACGCAAGUUUCUUCUCGAGAAUCCAUCAAUUGUUUUAUGAAAAUAAAAAUAAUACGCCUAUGACAACGAUACUGUGUGACGCUAGACGUCCAUUGUACAUAAAGGAUUGGAAAGAGAACGAUGCCGUCUGGUGCGAAUUUGAGAAUAAUUAUCGCACGUUGUACGAUCUCGAGAGAGCGGAGAUUACAGAGGCGCGAUCUUGCGACAAUAAUUAUAUCCUAGGGUUAAAAACGAUAGAAAAAAUGUCUGAUAUUUUUAAUAGCGAAAAAUAUCUUUACAACGUCUACUCUUACCUGCAGCUUGUAUCCACUAUUAUUCCAGACGACACUACGGUACGGACAGUGUUUGAUUUAUUGAAGACGCCAUUACAUCAUUAUUUUGGAUAUCAGAUAUUCGACUUGAACACGGAGCCAGAUAAGCUUGAAAAAAUCGCUUUUGGUUUGCAAGUGAACUUGAUAUACAGCAUCCUUGUAAAUGCAUGUCCGAGUAUUUCUUGUUAUAAUGAAAGAAACUGCAGCAGUAUCAAGGAUUCUGAAUGCAUUAUACUGAAUCAAUACCAAGUACCCAAUCAAUCGGGUGCGAAAAAUGUCACAGUUAAAGGACCGAAUCAAUGUGUCUCGGAAAUAUUGGCAGAGCUCCUGCAGGUUCUGCGCAACGUAAGCUCGGGACAAUCUCAUCUGGAUAAUUCACACUUGAGAAGUAUCUCUGAUCAUACGGACAUACGGAUGAUUCUAAAUAAGACCGCGAGCCUCGCCAGCCUUGAUCUCGGCGAAUUAUCCGUAGGAGACGAAACGUUGACAUUCUUCUUGAACGUUUGGAACAUCAUGUUCCUACAUGCAAAUUUGGAUGUGUGGUCCAAGGAUCCGCCUCUCCAAAGUUUGAGGCAUACAGUCUCCUUGACAUCGAUCGGUUACAUGAUUGGCGAUCUCGGCUUGGUGACACUCGCCGCUCUCCGAUCCAAGUUAUUGGGUAGCCUCGCGAACGAUAAAAAUCUUAAAUUCUUCACACGUGUGGAGGAACUUAACGAAUUGGCAUGGCAGGACUUGGAUCUCGUGCAGAAUCCAAAAAUAAUCUUCGCCAUGGCUAAUGAAUUUUAUGGCACGCCUGAGAUUCGUGUGUACGAGGCGCAGACGUUGAACGACGAGUUGAAUGACGUGGCUCACGAUUAUAUCGCAUAUUACUCAUCGGUGUCGCCCGAUGACAUAUCUAUAGAUAGACCAAGGCGAAAAAUCAACCUGCCUGAUCUUGUGAGGCGGUAUCAAAACACUUUUGCACGAAAUACUGAUAUCGAUGUGACAAACGUUAGUAGGAGUUUGCUUCCAGCGGAUGAUUUCGAAAAAUUAAACGGAGAUGUAGAUGUGGAAUACGCUAUGUCUAAUUAUACGUACGAAGUGAUACUAAAAUAUUCUGGACAUAGUACAUCUAGCGUUACAACCACAAAUGUGAUCGUACAGACAUCAUUUUGGCAGACUCGCAAAUUAAGACCUAGCUUGUUGCAAUAUCUGGAAAGACAUUGUUGGCUCCUCUCUUAUCUUAUACAGAGGAUGCAUAACGAGAAUCCGACUAUUUUGGAGAACAAUUACGAUAAUAUAAAACGUACCGCGUGUCUCGAGAAUCUCUUGACGUCUUCGUGGGUUGACAAGCUGAAACUCUUAUUUAACAAUAAUCAAACUCUCGCCGCUAUUCACGAUAGUGUACCUGUGCACGACGUAUGGCAUUAUUUCGAGCUUAGAAAAGAUCAUAAUUGGCAAAAUUCUUUGGAGAUAUUAAACGCCUUAGCUGACAGCGUCAUAAAAUAUAAUACAGAGCUGCAGCGAUUCAAGGAUCUGAUUCUAAGUCACAUGCUGUCCAAUCUGGGUGUCCUAUCUAUCACACGAAUGCUGCAGUACCUGUAUCAAAUCAAAGAUAUACACAUACUGGCGCAAAUGAUAUUGCACAACAUUAACAAGUGGCCUAUGAUUUUGUGCGAACACGCGUUAAGCCACGCGUUGCAGCACGAGCACAGUCACAAGUUGCCAGUGCACUGCAGACAUCGGAUGAACGGCAUCUCGUGCAGAAUAACGAUUUUCCAUAAAAUGAUUCCGUACUGCAUGAGUAGGUCGAACAGCACAUGGUACGACAUCGUAUAUUGUACAGAGAAGGUCGAUCCGUUUGAGAUCAUCAAGUCCCUGAUCGAUGCGGAUCAGUUUGAGUUAUGUUUAGAGUGGCUGGAGUGUCAAGCAUUUUCUCUGGAGAUGCAAACUCCUGUGAUCCAAGAUUUUCUGAUAGGCCUUUUAAAAAAUGAACAGCAAGAUUUCAAGCAAGCUUUAAAGUUUCUUCAAGCGUUACCGUUGACGCAGUCAGUAAAGAUAUGUAAAGGGGUUCUCAAGAAAUUAGAAUCUAUUAGCGCAUUGCAAUUUAUCGCCAACUAUUUAUUGGACCACUGUAGAAUAGUAGAGCAACCAAAGUACCGGAAAACUUUGGUGGGACUAGAAAUUCUGAAGAUGUUGGAAAAUAAAGACAGAGCGUUAUACAUCCACUUGAUAAGAGAGCCAUUAUUGAUGCUGGAGCAAUUAUUGAUGAAUAGUAAAUUUGAAAAUAUUCAAAAGAUUUUGAAUAUGCUGCAUGAGGUUUUGCAACAUCCCGAUAUAGGUAUCAGCAAUUUUGACAAAGUUAUACGGUUUUACGCCAAAAAGUCGUUGGACUUUCGCGUAUCGCUCCAUCAGCGUGACGGUACCGAAAAUAAAGCCAGAAAUAUUUCACAAUCUAAUCUUGAGACGGAGGACAACGAAUUUAUUAUGCCUGUUAACGUGCCCACUAAGGAGGAAUGGGUCCCAAAUGAUAGGGCGAGAGAAUGCGAUUGCUGCAAGGCUGUGAUAUUUUCCAUGUUUAACAGACGACACCACUGUCGGCGAUGCGGUCGCGUUGUUUGUGCCAUGUGUUCUCAGCAUCGCAUGCAAGUUGCUGGUUAUCCUAGUACUGUGCUGGUACGCGUGUGCGACGAUUGCAAGCAUCAGACGGUAUUGCAAAUGCGUGCGGUGCAAAGUGUCCCGUCGACAUCCAGCAGCGAGUUGUUUGAUUAUUGGCGAUUGACAAGAGACGAAAGACACAAUCGCACCAUAAGAGAAGAGUUUUCGUUCGAGUAUGCCCCAAAUAUUUCGCUGUGUCUUGCUAUUCUGAAUUUGCACUUUGAUCCCAAGAUAUAUACCAGUUUCCUCUUGGACCGUUGCGAUGAAAUGAAGCGAUUGCUCCAACCCGUUAAUGGCGGCAGGAUAAAUCCCGAGAUUGAUCACGCGGUGAUCAUCAAGAUGAUACGUUCUCUAUUGGUCGCGGCUAAGAUGAAAUGCGCGAAAUUUGGUUUCAAUACCGGCCUCGCGCAUUGCGAUCGGUUCCUAUCGCAGGUGGAUCUAAUUGCGACUCUAGUUAAAUCUGAUUGUGUGGCUCUUAUACCGACCGACGAUGACCUCGACGAGCACACGCUGAGAAAAUUACGCGAUCUCCUCACCGAGAAGGAGCGUUGGACGUUGGCGUUGGACGUCAGCACAAAGGCAGGAUUGGACACGCAGGGCGUGUGGGCCGCCUGGGGAAAGUCUUGUUUGAAGGUGGGAUACUUGGAACAGGCGAAAGAAAAGUUCCACCAUUGCCUCGACAAAAUUGUGCACGAGGAUCUCGACGAUUGGGUCGUGCUAUCUUAUUCCAAAGAGUCGAUCGAAAACCCCGAGACAGAGUUAACGGAACGGACAACCGCGUCGGGGCCGAAGAGAGACGAAAUAUUGGACGAGGGAAAAAAGGCGUGCAGCAAAGGCGGUCACUUAAAGAGGAGUGAAUAUUCCAAGUGCCGGCCGCUGAAAGAUCCGCCGCUGUUGACAGAGAUUCUGCAAAUAUUAGAUAACUUGAGUACAUACCGAUCGCGAACACAGCAUUCGAGUCCGCAACCCAAGUCCGAUGCGGCGCAGGAAAUCUUACAGACGCUCAACAGCUUGAAAGCUGUUAGCCAAAAUCAGUUUAACGUUAAAUAUCUAAUACCCGCUAAUCAGACAGUUUACUAUCAAGAAAGUCUGUACUAUCUGUUGGCGUAUGGAAGUUAUACCUCCAUCUUACAGUUCUUUUUGAAGCAUAAAGAGUUUGACAAGUGCCUGGCGUAUAUCUUGGACAAUGACAUGGAGCGUGAUUUGUUUCUUAACGGGGUUUACUUGUACUGUUUGAGGAACGGCCACGUCGAGAAACUUCACGAUGCGAUGAAGGCAAAAGAUCCCACUUUGGUCAUUUGGAGGAAGUACCUGAUAGCCGUCUGUCAUUUCAUGGAAAGGAAGCAAUAUUGGCAUAUUUUAUACCAGAUACAGCUCUUCAUGAGGGACUGCGUGAGAGCAUCGAUGACGUGCAUCCGUUUUUAUACUACCGAAGCGAACACCUAUUCAGACUUGCACAACAGGGCGCAUUUGUUGCAAGACGCUCAAAAGCACUUGGAGUCGGACGUGCAGAUGGAGAGCUUGACCAAAAGAAGAAAGAACAUAAGCUCGGUGCACAGUGGCCAAAGUACUUUAGCGAUGGAGAUGGAACCCUCGGAGAUAGACAGGCAUAUAAACACUAUAUGCAGACAGACGGAAAUUGUCAAGUUUCUAGCGAACUGCGAAAAAGAAGAAAGAGUCUCGACUGAAUUUUUAAAUCUCUUCCCAGAUAUUGACAGCGAUAACCCCCCGGCGACGCUCGAGUUGCCUACGUUAUUUGGCAAUCAACAGCAGAAGAUACAUUUAUCCGUUUUAGCUAUAUUGUGCGGCCGUGAUAUUGGGGAAGGAUUCGGCAUAGCUUUUCGGAUAAUACAAGAUUAUAAUCUUCCGCAACAAAAGGUGUAUUCUUUAGCUGGCCAUGUAUUGGCUUUAAAAAGUAACGUAGCCGCAAUCGAGCAAUUGAUCAAAUGCUGCCGCAGCUCUGGAGCACAUAACGCCCACGUUAUUUCUGAUCACGUCUUGGCACACUGUGUGAAAUUAUUGUUGACUCACUCGUACACCGAACAGAAUCCGACACUCAAAAAUCAUAUAGAUACUUUAAUCAGACUAAUAAUCGACACAGAACUUAGAAUAAAUGCAUACAUUGAAAGUAAACAACUGAAGGCUGCGUAUCUGCUUGCCGUUAAGCAUUCUAGGGCACAAGACAUAAGGAGAAUUUUAAAAGAAUCAGAUAGGCUCGGUCAAAGUGCAAUUAAAGCGAUAUGCUUAAAGUGGCUACAACAAGAACCAAAAGGAUAAGCAUCAGGAAGAAAAAGGAAAAUAAAGAUGUUAU
Messenger RNA from Temnothorax curvispinosus, 8106 nucleotides. It is a transcript of the gene Sptz, whose product is annotated as zinc finger FYVE domain-containing protein 26 homolog. Gene Ontology annotation, biological process: double-strand break repair via homologous recombination; mitotic cytokinesis; regulation of cytokinesis. The coding region runs from base 96 to 8072 and encodes 2658 amino acids. NCBI's taxonomy places the organism in Eukaryota, Metazoa, Arthropoda, Insecta, Hymenoptera, Formicidae. The record is from RefSeq and is a predicted model, not a curated record. Gene Ontology annotation, molecular function: phosphatidylinositol-3-phosphate binding; metal ion binding. Gene Ontology annotation, cellular component: centrosome; midbody; lysosomal membrane. The transcript is spliced from 14 exons.